GGAUAAUUGGACAGCAUACUUGCAGAUCGACCUUCAUUGUUAGUUAUUCGUUCUGUGUUUCUUUUUCUUCCUCAUUCAACGCCACGUCGCCACCGGCAUCGGAUUUACAGUCACAACAAUCCAAAAUGGUGGUUGAGCAUGGAAAUUUAAAACUACUGCAAAUAAAUUGAAGACGGAAGUUCCAAUCUCCUGGAAGAACCUCUUUGAUAUGGAACCGUGGGAUACCUAGAUCGUUGUAAUUAUCAGUUUGCUUUCAGAUUAAAGUGUGAUCAAACUUUGAUUACAUUUUCUGCUGAUGGAAAGGUAUAAAGUUCUAUUACCAUUAAUGCAAAGAAUUUCGACCUUAAAAAAUGACAGCACUCCCUGCAAAAUCGAAGAGGGUCUGUACUUAGGAUCUUUUGGAGCUGCUGAAAACAGGAGUGAACUGAAAAGCUUGAAUAUUACACAUAUAUUGACGGUUUCAAAUUCACUAUCUUCUCUAUAUCCAAAUGAUUUUGCGUAUAAGACCAUUAGCGUAUCAGAUAAAGGAGAUGUUGACAUAGCACAAUAUUUUGAGGAGUGUUUUGAAUUCAUUGAAGAAGGGAAGAGGAGUGGUGGUGUCUUGGUUCAUUGCUUUCUGGGAAGGUCCCGAAGUGUAACUAUAGUAUUGGCUUAUCUGAUGAAAAAGCAUGGUAUGAGCUUAGCUCUAGCUUUGGAACAUGUGAGAAAGGGAAGGAAAGAAGCAUGGCCUAACUCUGGUUUUAUAGCACAGCUGAAGGACUUGGAGAAAACUCUUCAAGGGACUUCAAAUCUACAGGGCUGAAGGAAUUCGAAUUCAUCAAUUGUAGUAAUCACAGGACCAGGGCUAGUUAAGGGGAGCUUAGAACUGGAGCAUAUAGACGAAGACCCGGAGGUAUCCCGGGACGUGUAGUAUUGGGCAUAGCCCGUGAGUAUGUAUUCUUGUCCAUGGUGUCAAUGAUGUAUGGUGUAGGAGUUGAUAUUAUAAUGUAACAUUUCAAUCAUUAGUGUAGUUCUAUUGUCUUUCUCCAGAAUGUGAAUUUAAACUUUUUCAGGCCAUGAGGGGUUCUUUCUGAAGAAAUGCUUAAUAUGAAUUCUUAUACGUAGCAUUAUACAAACAAUUUUCACUCGGGGAGCAUUAUUUGCGCAGUACAUUUGAAGCUA
Molecule: messenger RNA, 1161 nt
Organism: Cuscuta europaea
Lineage: Eukaryota; Viridiplantae; Streptophyta; Magnoliopsida; Solanales; Convolvulaceae
Source: the annotation of a GenBank genome assembly